AUGGAGUCUGAAAAAAACCAACGGGCGAAAAAUUGGUCACACGGUGAAAUUGCUGCGCUUGCAGGCGCAAUUGAAAAACACUACACAAGCUUGUUUGGAAGGUUCAGCCAGAAUUUAACUUCCAAGGAUAAGUCAUCGCUGUGGAAAAUGAUCGCCGAGGAAGUUAAUGCUGUUGGUGGUUGGAGUCGAAAAGACGAAGACUGUCAACGGAAGUGGACAGACCUGAAGAGUGUGGUUAAAAAAAAAGGAACAGAAAAGGCGUGUUCCAUGCAGAGAACAGGAGGCGGGCCUCCGGAAACGGAUAUCAGCCUAAAGCCUAUCCAAGAAAAGAUUCUAUCCAUGAUACCACCAGUCUUGAUUAAUGGCGUUGGUGGAGUCGACACUUUCGUUGAAAUGUCAUCUUCAAGCAGUCCAUCUGCUAAAGAUAUGGAUGUUGCGGUAUCAUAUCAAGUAAAACCACAACCACUGUGCAAAGAAACUGCAGGACAUGCCAGCACUGGUCUUCAAGAAAGUGCAACAGCUACUACCAGCUCCAGAACAAAACCAACAACACCAAAGAAAUCUUCAAAAACCCAAAAGGUCAGCGACCUGAUGUUUGAGACGGAGUUCUUACAUGUAAAUGAAUCUUAA
Dreissena polymorpha is the source of this 630-nucleotide messenger RNA. RefSeq names its product myb-related transcription factor, partner of profilin-like. The transcript has 8 exons. NCBI's taxonomy places the organism in Eukaryota, Metazoa, Mollusca, Bivalvia, Myida, Dreissenidae. Gene Ontology annotation, cellular component: nucleus. The record is from RefSeq and is a predicted model, not a curated record. Bases 1 to 630 code for a protein of 209 amino acids.